GGAAAGAUGCUCGAAGCCUGGCAAAACAGGACCGGAGCGGGCAAGAUGUCAGCUGACACGACACAGGCCGCCAUCUACACGUGCAGAGGCUUGAUCGGCGUGACCGAAUACCUGCUGGAAAAGCACGGCGACCUAGUGCAUUAUGUUCUGCUGGGCAAAAUCCAGUCUGACCGAAUCGAGAGCCGGUUCGGUUACCUGAGGAAGCUGGCCGGAGGAAAUUUCUGGGCGAGCGUGAGGCAGUUUCUCGAAGGUGAGGCGGUAAUUCGUGUGAAGAGUCUCGUCUGGCUCUCUGGCUACAGCCUGGGCACAGUAUCUGCCCAGAUGGAGGAGGCCCGCAAACAACGGCAACGAGAUGACUCCGAGGUGGUUAAGACGCUCGUAGACAUCACCUCCUCUGCAGAACAUGAGGCUUUAUCAGAAGGAGCAGAACAAGCGCUCAUGCAUGUGGCUGGCUACCUCGCUCGUUCUGCCCUGAAAAGGAGGCCGUGUCACGCCUGUCACGCGCUUCUGGUGAACGAGAGCCCUCGCCAGCUGCAAGAAGUGCGUCUGGACGCUGACCUCGAGCAUCACGGGGACGGUGCGGCUGGCCUGGCUGAAGCCAUCAAAACAUUUACCGACCUCCUGAAUCGGGGCAAGCUUCUCUAUCCCUCGGAGCUGGCUGUUGAGCUGUCUAUGAACAUCUGCCAUGUGUACAGGUGGCUCAUGCAGGACGACGCUUCGCGGUCUGCUCUGCUCGGUUGCUCCGAGCCACGCUCCUGCUUCGAGAAAGUGAUGACCACUAUCGGCGAGCAAGACAGUAGCCUUGCAGGCCUUAAGUGCGAGAGCGGCCAUGACUUCCUGUUAGUCUACGGAAGGAUGGCCAGCGCUCUAUUCAACGUCUUUACGUCAAACUAUGCUACGGAAAUGAAUAGUGCUAUUCAUUCAAGCAAGGGCAGAAUGACGUCUCAGAUGACGACACGUGAACAAAGUCGAGACAAGAUCAGAAAGCUGAACAGCGGAAAGAAAUAAGGGAGACGCUAGGGUGCACGCGGCAUCGGAUCUGAUCUGCAGUGACUUACCGUCCCAAGUAACGUCCCAACAUAGUAAGAUUUAUACAGAUGUAUCUAUUGUACAUUCGCUUGUAUCCUUGAAUAUUCGCGUGGCGGCUUAAUAAUGGUGCAGAUUAUACGUAAUGUGUUUCGAUAUGUCAAUAGUCUCAUUGUACUAUGCCACCAUGUUUUGUGGAGUGGUGCACCAUUAUGCGUUGUUGUCUAUUUUAUGUCUUGAGAUCGUGGACGCUCAGCUGUCUCGUUGAUUUUCAGCUGAUGUAUCGCCGCGUGUUCGUCUCGCUGACGUUCAGCUGCCUUGGCGGCGCUCGUUUGCCUUGUUCGUGCCAGAUGUUUUGUUCUAAAUGCCUAAUUUUGAGUUCGGAGUGUAAAGUCACUGUCUCGGUCAUAAGGAUGAAACACUUGUUAUUGUGUAUGUCCGUGUUUGCACCAGCUCUAGAAAUUAAUGCAAACAUUGCUCAAUUUCUUUGUUUCUUUGUGUGCUGCUGAAGGCUUCAAAUGUAUAAACCUUAA
Messenger RNA from Amphibalanus amphitrite, 1559 nucleotides. RefSeq lists its product as uncharacterized. The coding region runs from base 7 to 1008 and encodes 333 amino acids. The transcript has 2 exons. The record is from RefSeq and is a predicted model, not a curated record. NCBI's taxonomy places the organism in Eukaryota, Metazoa, Arthropoda, Thecostraca, Balanomorpha, Balanidae.